This is a messenger RNA of Eurytemora carolleeae, 795 nucleotides long. Its product is annotated as fatty acid-binding protein, adipocyte. Bases 201 to 716 code for a protein of 171 amino acids. Gene Ontology annotation, molecular function: fatty acid binding. The transcript has 6 exons. The record is from RefSeq and is a predicted model, not a curated record. Lineage: Eukaryota; Metazoa; Arthropoda; Copepoda; Calanoida; Temoridae. Gene Ontology annotation, cellular component: nucleus; cytosol. Gene Ontology annotation, biological process: fatty acid transport.
AGAAAUAAUUAUAAUUAAAUAAUGUAACAAUUUUUAAAAUAAUACAGCUUUAAUUUCAUUUGGGUCUAAUACUUUGUGAAGUAUUAGCCCCCUGUUAAACAGCUACGCUGAACAUCAAAAUAAUUCAGACGAGUUUUGAAAAAUAAUUCUAGUAGCUCAUCAACCGCAACACUGAAAACAUUAAAUAUAUAAAAAACAAAAUGGGUCAAAUUAAUAAAAAUGUUUUCUUCGCACUGCUGGUAAUCCUGGUUCUAGGAACCGAGAAGGCCUCUUCAAAGGAAAAUCUGAUUCUUGGAAAGUUUAAUUUGGACAGCAAGGAUAACUUUAACAACUACUUGAAGGAGCUGGGGGUUGGAUUUAUCCUCAGGAAUCUGGCAGGACUAGCAGAUCCUGAUGUUACAAUUUCAAGGAAUUGUGAGGAUGGAAAAGACGAAGUAUUGUCCAGCCCAAGUUGUACCUGGAAUAUACAAACAGAUACUACCUUCAGAUCUCAUUCAGUCUCUUUCAAGUUGGACUCUAAGGUGAAUGAUAAGACUAUGGAUGGACGAGAAGUAACUUCUGUAUAUAAACUAUUCAACGACAACACAAUAAUUGAGACCCAGACUGGAAAAGAUGGUAAGGUGACAGUGCUGACCCGAACCUUUAGUCCAGCUGAUAUGACCGUUGACCUGGUGGUUAAUAGUGUCAAAGCAAAAUCUGUCUUCAAACGGGUUUAACGUUUUUAGAUUUCAGUGUUAAAUAGUAUGAUAAAUUCAGUAUUAUAAUAAAUUACCCAACUAAAAAUGUUAAUUUAAA